This is a messenger RNA of Drosophila miranda, 731 nucleotides long. Its product is annotated as dynein light chain roadblock-type 1-like. Bases 114 to 482 code for a protein of 122 amino acids. Lineage: Eukaryota; Metazoa; Arthropoda; Insecta; Diptera; Drosophilidae. The transcript is spliced from 2 exons. Gene Ontology annotation, biological process: microtubule-based movement. The record is from RefSeq and is a predicted model, not a curated record. Gene Ontology annotation, molecular function: dynein intermediate chain binding. Gene Ontology annotation, cellular component: cytoplasmic dynein complex; centrosome; cytoplasm.
CCAAUAAAGAUGAUGUAGCAAGCUUAGCGAUAGUUGAUUUAAACAAGUAAAUUCAUUAUUUUUGAGAUACCAGCUGAUCUCAAAGCGUAGAGCUCUGAGAUACACUACUCACAAUGCAGGCAGCCGAAACUGAGCCCAAGCGUACCAAGAGUUAUAUUUAUGAGGUAUACCGACUUUUAGAGGAAAAGCCAGGGGUUGAAGAAAUAUUAAUCAUGAAUCGUUCCGGUGUGCCGAUCAAAACGUCAAUGGAACGCCAAGACGCACUUCAACAUGCCUGUCUUUAUGAGAAUUUGCGUGAAAAGUGUCAGGCAUUUCUAUCAAAAAUGGAGCCACCACAGCUCCUGACCAUGUUGCGAGUCCGUACCAGAUUCCACGAGGUCCUGCUAACACCUGAUGGCAAGAUAACCGUUUUGGCAGUGCAAAAUCCAAAGGAUACACAUCUUAAGGUAGAGGAUCUAAAUCGUCAUUCCUCCAAUUUUUAAAUAAUUGCUCCUACAUAUAUCUACGUUGUUAGUCAUCCAACUCCUUACACGUAAAACAUUCUUCUCACUUUGUACACAGCCCAAACACAACAGACUGUUCAUUUAUGUGACUACCUGAAUAUAAAUUCAAUCAAAUAAGUAAUAAAUAGUCCUCAGAGCUUCAGCUUAAAAACAAAAUAUAUUCCAAAAACAGAUGACAUUUUCUGACCAACAGAAAGUAAAUAUAUUCUUGUACUCGUAUUUAUAAAA